AUGAGUGCUGUCCAAGAACAAACUGUCAAUGAAAACAAACGAGAAACUCUAUUUUUAUCUUUAAUUACACAGACAAAUGGAACAACAACAAUCAAUGAUGAACUUAUUAAUAAAAUACAUAUUGAAGAAUAUGAAGCAAAUGACAGUCGACAUUUAAUACACUUAAUUAUCAUUAUUAUUGUUUGUUUAUUGAUGUUUACUUUAACAAUAAUUGGAAAUCUAAUUGUUAUACUUGCCAUUUCUCUUGUACAAAAAUUAAAAACAACAUCAAAUAUACUAAUUUUUAAUCUUGCUGUAAAUGAUCUUGUAGUCGGCUUAUUUAUUAUGCCAGUGGCUUUGAUACUUGAAAUAUCUAAUGAAUGGAUAUUAGGUUCAGUCAUGUGUGAUCUAUGGACAUCAAUUGAUGUUCUUUUAUGUAUUUCAUCAGUACUUAUUACUCUCAUUAUAGUAAUUCAUCGUUAUUGUAUUAUUAAAUAUCCAUUUAAAUAUACUUCAAUGCAUAAAAUUAAAUUCCUUAUAUUCAUGAUGGCCAGUGUCUGGAUAGUCAGUGCACUUUUUUCAUUACCACCAAUCCUGGGCUGGGGACGUCCUUCAGAUAGCCUUCCAAUUUGUCAAGUAAAUCCAAAAUUAGCAGAUCAAAUAUUUUCAAUACUAGUUGGAUUUUACACACCCACUAUUGCAAUGCUAAUCAUCUAUGUUAAAACCUAUCGAAUAGUAGUAAAUCGUCGAUCAAGUUUUCAAAUGUCUCCAUUUUUAACACAUAAUACUACAUCAGCAAAUGUUGAACAAGCAUCACGAAAUGAACAAGCAGUACGUAUUCUUGGUGUAAUGGUUGGAUUACUUAUUAUUUGUUGGAGUCCAUUUAUGUUAUAUGCAAUAAUAAAGCCUUUGCAUGAGCAUAUAACAGGUUUAACAGGCACACCCAAAUCAUUGAAUGCACCUGCCUGGAUUGAUUCAGUUUUAUUGUGGUUUACUUAUUCAUUGUCAAUGUUACAUCCACUAAUUUACAUUAAAUUUGAUCGAGAUUUUCGAACAUCAUUUCAUGAAAUCAUUUGUUGUCGUUUGAAAGGUUUAAAUGAAAAAAUUCAACAACAAGAAUAA
Messenger RNA from Rotaria sp. Silwood1, 1101 nucleotides. Lineage: Eukaryota; Metazoa; Rotifera; Eurotatoria; Philodinida; Philodinidae. The record is from the annotation of a GenBank genome assembly.